Messenger RNA from Gekko japonicus, 2363 nucleotides. It is a transcript of the gene CCDC149, whose product is annotated as coiled-coil domain containing 149. The record is from RefSeq and is a predicted model, not a curated record. The transcript has 12 exons. Bases 46 to 1740 code for a protein of 564 amino acids. Lineage: Eukaryota; Metazoa; Chordata; Lepidosauria; Squamata; Gekkonidae.
GGAAGCGCCGGAGCCGCCGCCGCCGCCCCUCGGGGGCUGCGCGCCAUGAACGCCAACCGCACCGAGAGCGACUGGCAGGGGCUGGUGAGCGAGUACCUGAUAUGUAAAAGGAAGCUAGAAAGUAAGAAGGAAGCAUUGCUAAUCCUUUCCAAGGAACUGGACACAUGUCAACAGGAAAGAGACCAAUACAAGCUGAUGGCGAAUCAACUCCGAGAGAAACACCAAUCCCUGAAAAAGAAGUACCGGGAACUGAUUGAUGGGGACCCAUCUCUGCCUCCUGAAAAAAGGAAACAGGCCAAUCUUGCCCAGCUUCUGAGUGAUUCUCGGGAUCGAAAUAAGCGUCUGGGAGAAGAAAUCAAAGAACUUCAGCAGAGGCUGGGAGAAGUACAAGGAGACAAUAAGCUCCUCAGAAUGACGAUAGCCAAACAGCGGCUUGGGGAUGAGGAAGUCGGGGCCCGUCAUUUUGCACCUCACGAGCGGGAAGACCUCGUCCAGCAGUUGGAGAGAGCACGAGAACAAAUCGAGACUUUGCAACACGAUCUUCAAGCAGCCUUGGAUGAGCUUCAGGACAUAAAAGAAGAGCGUUCUUUUUACCAAGACAAAUCUGACAGAUUAAACCAGGAGCUGAAUCAUGUUCUCGGAGGACACAUCAACCGCAUUAUUGACGUCGAUGCUCUCUGCAUGGAGAACAGAUACCUUCACGAGCGAUUAAAGCAAAUUCAAGAAGAGGUCAACCUUCUAAAAUCAAACAUUGUGAAGUAUAAGAAUGCGUUAGAGAGAAGGAAAAAUUCCAAGACUAAUAGUAAGUCAAAUAGCAGCGCACUAACGGGAGUCCUCUCUGCAAAGCAAGUCCAAGAGUUGUUAUCAGAAGAUCAUGGAUGUAGCCUACCAGUCACACCACAGUCCAUUUCUGAUCUUAAAUCUUUGGCUACUGCUUUGCUGGAGACAAUCCACGAGAAGAACAUGGUCAUUCAGCAUCAGAGGCAAACCAACAAAAUUCUAGGUAAUCGUGUAGCAGAGCUGGAAAAAAAGUUGAGAACCUUAGAAGUCUCUGGUCUGUGGAGCCUUCCAGGUGGCAAAGAUACGAUCACAUUCAGUGAUGCUGCUCUUCCCGUCAUCCAAAGGUCUCAGUCACCCUUGUUAACUUUCACUGAUAAGCCGCAAGAGAAGAAAGGAGGCGAACAAGCAGGGGAACUGGAAGAAACGCGUGCCGUCGAAACAGAUUUGUCGUUCCCACCGAAAACGGACACAGCUUCUGACGAAUCGCACACCCACCAAAACAACUGUAACAAACCCAGUCAUUUUCAGCAGUCGGUACCCGGGUUUCCUUCUGACAAAGACAAUGCAGAUAGUGUCGGGAACGAGAUCAUUAAGCUGACAGAAGUACAGGCAGCUGCAGAAUUGGAAGAGAGCAGAGCACAAUGCCGGACCGAGAGCCAGACGGCAGGUCAGCCAGAGCUCAGCAGCUUCUCUGAAGGCGAGUCCCCCUCCUCCAGCCCUCCGCCCUCUGACUCCGCAGAGUCAGGCAACGCAGAUGAAAAUCAGUCUCUGGAAGAAGAGGACGGGAGCUCAGACAGCGACGCCGAGAACACAGGCAGCGAAAAGGAUGAAAACGGGGGCAGGUCUGCCGAUGACAGGAACUUUGAAGAACUCAUUCUUCCAAAUCCAGACUUGAGUUAUGUCCCAAAUGAUUCCCCUGAAGCUGUGAGAGAGAGUCCACUUGGGCAGGACUCAUUAUGAAUAGGUCAGCCGUCGUGCUGUUUGCGAAAGGGUUGUGUUCGCCAAAUCCUCAAACGUUCCCAGUUUCCUCCUUUUGGCUGCUGUAAAUAUUGAGGCCAAGCGGGUGUUAAGAUCAGAGCGGGUAUCCCAGGGUUUGUUUUAAAAGGUAUCCUGACUGACAUUCACAAUGGUAUGUUUAAUUUAAAAAAAUAGGUUAAUAUAAAAAUAGAACAGGAUUAAAACGAUGGCCUUCAGAAUUCCAGCCUCUGCUGUGUGCCAUGAUUAACAUUACAUAAUGAAGAAUAGCGAGAUUCGUUACUCCAUCAUUUUGUUUUUUUCCCAUGUCAGUUCUAUCUCCAUCUCUUUAGAAUAUAUAUUUUUGGCACAGUCCCUACUUGAAUGUAUCGUAAAGACUCGUGAGGAAGAGAGAGGUUAUUUAGUGUUCGUUAAACAGAGUUUGCGGCUUCAGACCAACACAGUCACCCACCUGGAUCUAUCUUUGUAGUGUUUGGUUAAGUUCAUGGAAUUGGAAAGGAUCCAAUAGAAAAACUCUGAUCAGCAAGUGUCUUGUUUCUGUAUUCGCCCCCCCCCGCACCCCGAACAGACACUAGUUAACACAAAACAAAAUGAUGGCCCGAUACAAC